UGUCGUUGUUGAAUUCACAAUCGAAAAAUAUCGAUGGGUGGUCAUAGAUGUGUAAUUUUUGAACUGACAGUCUGUCUCGAGAAUUAUUAUUGACAAUUCGAAAUAUAGCUAGAGUUUUUCGCUGAUUUUUCUUCUGAUUCGAACGAUAUUAUAUUUAGAGUCGUUUAAUUAUCCUAACACUAGUCUACUGCAGUUUUUUUGGAGAAAAUUUAAGAUCACAAGUUUGUGAAUUAGUUCUCGAAAAUCCAUCUAAUUUGCCAGUCAUUCCGAUCAGACGAGGGUAUCAAGUCCAUAUACGGUCCAACUCCAUCUUCAUCAGAGCUAAGUUGGAAUAUGCGGUGGAAGAUUCUGGUGCUGUGGUUAUUUGUCAACGGGAUAAACGAUCGUAGUGAGGGUGGUUCUGAGCACAGCAAUCCUUACUGGGAACAGGCUUUUUCGCAGCCAUAUUUCGACAAUACGACUCGCAGGGAGGUGACGACCACCGUUGGCCAGACUGCCCAUCUACACUGCAGGGUUGGCCAUCUCGGAGACAGAGCAGUAUCCUGGAUAAGAAAGAGAGAUCUGCACAUCUUGACCGUUGGCAUUCUGACAUACACAAACGAUCAGAGAUUCCAAUCUCUGCACACAGAUGGUUCGAAUGAAUGGACACUGAAAGUGACUUCUCCCCAAGUCAGAGAUUCCGGAAUUUACGAAUGCCAAGUCAGCACCGAACCCAAAAUAAGUCAAGCUUUCAAGCUCAACGUUGUGGUAUCAAAAGCCAAGAUAAUGGGCAACCCAGAGUUAUACAUCAAGAGCGGCAGUGACAUUAACUUAACUUGCAUAGUUCUCCAGACUCCGGACCCACCAAGUUUCAUUUACUGGUAUAGAGGGGGGAAUGUAAUCAACUAUUCUCAAAGAGGCGGCAUUAACGUUGUGACAGAAAAACAGACCCGGACUAGCCGCUUGCUAAUCUCCAAGGCACUUCCCCAAGACAGUGGCAAUUACACAUGUUCACCAUCGAGCAGCGACGCAGCCAGUGUUCUUGUACAUGUUCUACAUGGCGAACAACCUGCAGCGAUGCAACAUGGAAACAGCAGCAGCACUGCAACCUUCUGGACAUUUAAUUUCAUGCUCUUUGUGCUGCUCCAAAUCACCAUCCUUGAGAGGUGAAUGUACUCAGACUUCGUCAGACGUGAUUAACUUACUUUCAUUGUUUCAUUUGUAUAAAAAUCAAUGGGGGGAUGAUGUUGGUAGCUGACUUAGGUAAAAACUGUGAGGUGUUUCGAAAAUGAUGAUCUCAACAAAGCCAAUCGGUCAUUUUAGUUUCCAGAAUUUCAAAGAGAGAUCCUAGACGGCACAAAGAUUUAUUUCGAGGAAUAAAAUACCUUUGAUUUAUCGAUUUUCCAUUUCACAGGAAGUCCAUGCACAAUCUGAGCAUAUAGUGAUGACACGAUUAAUUCCUUCUCAUCCAAAUGUGGUGGCCUUUGAUAGAAACAUAUUGUAAACCACGAGAACAAUAUGAGUAUUUGAUUUCUGAUUUCUUCUGAAGUGGAAAUCAACUGAGGAUAGUAUAAUUUCACCACUAUAUGCUCCGAAAGAUCCCAGAAAAAUGAUGAUGACCUCGAUUGAAUAUGCAACAAGAGAAAUUGAUAUCUUCCCUCACAAAUUCAAUAUUUCCAAUUUCUGAAUCAAUAUAUAUUCUUCUAAACCAAAAGCCCAGAAAUUUUCAGGUCCAUCUAGUGCAAAAAAACUGAGAUGUAGCCUCAGGGAAAAACUCUUGUUUUAUUUUUGCUCGAGAGUGAAU
Messenger RNA from Coccinella septempunctata (seven-spotted ladybird), 1783 nucleotides. RefSeq names its product myosin light chain kinase, smooth muscle (gene dpr4). Gene Ontology annotation, biological process: synapse organization. NCBI's taxonomy places the organism in Eukaryota, Metazoa, Arthropoda, Insecta, Coleoptera, Coccinellidae. The record is from RefSeq and is a predicted model, not a curated record. The coding region runs from base 334 to 1149 and encodes 271 amino acids. Gene Ontology annotation, cellular component: neuron projection membrane. The transcript is spliced from 6 exons.